CUCGAGUUCGCUACAGCUAUGGCCUCGAAGGGAUCUCUUGUGCAGACUGCCGUCGUAGUCCCUGCACCCACGACCGUCCGCGGUCAGUCGACCAAGCUCUACGCGACCCCGGACGGCAAGCACAUCGCGUACGGCGCCGGGCGCACGGCCGUCAUCCGGCCCAUCGCCGACGGCGACGGCGAGACGAGGUUGUUCGGCCACGCGCACAACGUGACGGUCGUCAAGCCGCUCAGCGCCUACUAUGCCGCGUCGGGCGACGCUGCCGGCAACGUCAAGGUGUGGGACACGACGGGCAACUACUCGCUCAAGCUCGAGGCCAAGCCGCUCGCCAAGAUCAACGACAUUGCGGUCGACGCCGAGGGCAAGCGGCUCGUCGUCGUCGGCGAGGGCCGCAGCGGGUUCGGCGCCAGCUUCAACCUCGACACGGGCAGCUCGAUCGGCGAGAUCAGCGGCCACUCCAAGGUCGUCAACGGCGUCGCCAUGAGGGGCUCGAGGCCGUUCAGGGCUGUCACGGGCUCGGACGACUUCUCGACGUGCUUCCUGCACGGCGUCCCGUUCAAGUACGCCUCGACCUCGCGCCGCCACUCGCGCUUCGUCCAGUCGGUCGCCUACUCGCCCUCGGGCGCCCUGUUCGCCUCGGCCGGCUCGGACGGCCAGGUCCUCCUGUACGACGGCACGACGGGCGAGGACAAGGGCGCGCUCGUCGACGCCGACGGCCCCGAGGAGCAGGCGCACGCCAAAACGGUGUUUGCCGUCGCGUUUGCCGCCGACGGCAAGACGGUCGCGACGAGCGGCGCCGACGGCGUCACCAAGCUGUGGGACGUUGAGAGCGCCAAGGUGCUGCAGAAGUGGGCGUUUGACGAGGGCGACGAGGUGUCGUCGCAGCAGGUCGGCAACGUCUUUGUCGGCACCUCGCUCGUGUCGCUGUCGUUCUCGGGCACGCUUCACGUCCUCGACCCGUCGUCGUCGACCCCGGUGCGCGCCCUCGUCGGGCACCAGAACCCGGUCACGGCGCUCGCCGUCGCGGCGCCCAACGCCGACACAAUCGUCAGCGGCGACUCGGCGGGGCGGGUCCUCGCCACGGGCUUGAAGGGCGGCGCUGCGGGCGCGGUCAAGGCGGUCGAGGGGCAGGGGCACAAGGGCCUUGUGGUCGACGUCGUGCAGACGCAGGAGGGCGGGUUCGUGUCGGCCGGUUACGACGACGUCGUCAAGGGCCUGUCGAAGGAGGCGUUCUCGUCGGCGUCGCUCCCGACCUCGUCGCAGCCCAAGGCGCUCGCCUCGGCCGCACCUACCUCCUCGGCCCUCCUCCUCGCCACAGUGUCCUCCGCCUCGCUCCUCUCCUCGUCGGGCUCCUCCCUCUCGUCCACCACCGACCUCGCCCUCCCCUCGUCCUCGUCGUCCGCGUCGCUCCUCGCCGCCGCGCUCUCGCCCUCGGGUGACUUUGCCGCCCUCUCGACCGACGACGCCAAGGUGCACCUGUUUGACGGCGCGGGCGCGUUUCAGCGCAGCAUCGAGCUGCGCGCCAACGCGACCGCGCUCGCGUUCGGCGUCGCCAAGGGCGGCUCGCCCGUCGUCGCCGUCGGGCUCCAGACGGGCAAGAUCCCGCUGUACGACCCGGCGUCGGGCGAGCUCGUGCAGAACCGGUGGGCCGACAUCUCGGCGCGCGUCACGUGCCUCGCGUUCGAUGCGCAGCAGGGCAAGAAGCUCGCGGCGGCGUCGCUCGACGAGAGCGUGCGCGUGUACGACGUCGACGCGCCGUCGGCCAUCCUGAGCCUCAAGAACCUUCACCGCGGCGGCGUCAACAAGGUGGCGUGGGCGGGCGAGGGCAAGCUCGUGAGCGGCGGCGCAGACGGCGCGAUCCGGGUGCUCGAGGUCAAGAGUGCAUAGACGGCGAGGCGGCACUAGAAGGACUGUAUAGCCUUGCGAGCGC
Rhodotorula graminis WP1 is the source of this 1930-nucleotide messenger RNA. RefSeq lists its product as uncharacterized. Gene Ontology annotation, cellular component: cortical actin cytoskeleton. Gene Ontology annotation, biological process: actin filament depolymerization; positive regulation of actin filament depolymerization. Gene Ontology annotation, molecular function: actin filament binding. The coding region runs from base 19 to 1887 and encodes 622 amino acids. The record is from RefSeq and is a predicted model, not a curated record. The transcript is spliced from 6 exons. Lineage: Eukaryota; Fungi; Basidiomycota; Microbotryomycetes; Sporidiobolales; Sporidiobolaceae.